Didymodactylos carnosus is the source of this 753-nucleotide messenger RNA. The record is from the annotation of a GenBank genome assembly. Lineage: Eukaryota; Metazoa; Rotifera; Eurotatoria; Philodinida; Philodinidae.
GCUCUGUCUUAGUUGUCAAUAUACUCAGAAAAGGAAUUCAAAAAUCUAAAACUGGUUAAUCAGAAUGUAAUAGUGAGAUGAUCUUUAUUAUCUCAGUCUGUAAUAGCUCAGUGGAUAAGAGCACGGCAUGGCAUGCCGUAGGCCUACUUAUAAGUUUCUUAUAAGAUUCUUAACUGAUGCUUAUAUAAGAAUCGACGCCUAGGGGUAUGGCAUUUUGACAAAUUUUGCAAAAGUUUUGCAUUAUCAAACAUUUAAUAGUUAUUCAAUGUUCUUUGCGGAAAAUUUCAAUUUCUUCUGACAGCUUCAGUCUAUUAUUAGUCUACUAAAAGUCUACGCUAUCAACAUUUUCAUUUUGUUGCAGAACUGAACUCUUGGACAUUGUCGAUGUCUGGAACGUAUCCACCUGUUGCAGCUGAGAAUACCUGUGCGUCGUUGUUAGAUGGUAACUUUAAUACCGGUGCCGCAACUUGUUCGAGCGGGGAGGAUUGGAUAAAAGCAACAUUUCCUAAACCUCCUUGUGUCACUUCUAUCACUAUUGCCCCGUUACAGAAGGAUACUAAUGUAUGGGAAGCCACAAAUGGCAGUGGUGGAUCAGUACAAUAUUCGAAUGACGAUCAAACAUGGACAAAUUGUGGAAAUAUUGAGUAUGUUGCAAUGCAAAAGCAAAAAAUUGAAAUCGGUGGUGUUGAUGCGCGCUAUUGGAGAUUAUAUUGUAUCUCCUACUUGGGCACCAGUAGUUUUAUAUUUAGAUAG